CGUAGCCUGUCUUGCACCCUCCUCCCAACGCCAGCCUCGCCGACCCUCUCUUUGCCCUGCCAUCCCUCUGGCCUGAUCCAUCCACGCGGUAUGGGAUCGCUAGUGGCGCACGACUUUGGUGGAAACCAUUUUCAUAGUAACAUGUUCGGUGGAGGUGGAGGCGGAGGCCACCAGCAGACUCAAGAGUCGCCCGCAGUCCACCAUACUCCCGUACGACCAUCACCCCAAGUAAAUGCGAACCCUUCAUCGCGAGUCGCACCGCCGCCUGCAGAUGUGCCAAUGGCCGACUCGGGUGCCCCACCACCAGCAACAGCAGCAGCCUCUGCACAUUCCACCAACCCUCCACAUCAAUCCUCCUCCGACCCAGCACAACAUACACGACCUGCCCCAUCGUCGACCUCUCCUUCCACACACCAGUCCCCGACGCACGCUUUACAGUCGCCCUUGGACUCUGCUUCGGCAUCUCCGCGACGCAUAAAAGUAAAGAGCCUGUCUCACAUCCAGAGUUUUGCGACCGACGAAUCCAGCCCUUUUUCUCAGACACGAUCUCUGUCACGGCGGCAACGGCGAGAUCCUAGCGAUGUCGGACCUCAGUAUGAGAUUAGCGAAAUGCCUGUGUCAGACAUCAUAGAAAUGGUGGCAGGCCUAUUGACCAAGAUCACCACGACAAAUGACAGGCAACACGAACAUCUACACCGCCAGAUACCCCCUCCAGAAGGAACCUCUGGCUUGAGUCAACAGACCACCAGCGUACUCGCCUUUCACGGAAAAAAUGUGCCCAGCAUAUCUAUCCUCAGCUAUCUGAGCCGCAUUCAUAAAUACUGCCCAACUACAUACGAAGUCUUCCUCAGUCUAUUGGUCUACUUUGACAGGAUGACCGAAAGAGUCAAUGCAGGGCCUAUGCUCAGCUUGCGUCAAGCCAACCAGCAGUCGCUGGAUCGUGCUAAUGCUGGCAUGGCUGCCACCCCAACACCCACAAGCGGUGCUCCAACAUCAGAGCCACCCACGUCGGUGCCAUCUGUGCAAGCUGCCACCCCUCCACCAUCAGGUUCGCUGGGGAAACCUGCAGAAGCACCCGUCCAAACGUCACAGCCUCCUUCUCCUCCACAACAAGAACUGGACGCAUCUGAUCCCUACAAUCUGUCGCAUUUUUUCGUGGUAGACAGCUUCAACAUACACCGCCUUGUUAUCGCAGGUGUCACCUGUGCGAGCAAAUUCUUCUCGGAUGUGUUCUAUACGAAUUCCAGAUAUGCCAAGGUUGGCGGUCUCCCAUUGGUGGAGCUUAAUCAUCUAGAGCUACAAUUCCUUCUUCUGAAUGACUUCCGCCUUGCGGUGCCUCUGGAAGAGAUGGAGGCUUACGGCACUAUGCUGGUCGAGUUUUACGCUCGGGAAGUUGCGCAACAACAUGUGCAAUCGACAUGA
Molecule: messenger RNA, 1422 nt
Organism: Periconia digitata
Lineage: Eukaryota; Fungi; Ascomycota; Dothideomycetes; Pleosporales; Periconiaceae
Source: the annotation of a GenBank genome assembly